AAUUUAAAUCGAAUUAGUCCUAUGGAUUAGUUCUUGAAGUUAGUUCUUUGUAAUUCCUGUCAACAAGUGUUCAACCGCUUGAUUACUAAUUGGCUCUUGGCCAACACCGCUGCCCAACAAAGUCCCACAAGUGUGACCCAUUUAGAGCAACACUCAUUAAUUGAUACCUUGCUGCAUACUUCAAAUACUCACUCUGCACACUCAAUAAUGCAGAUCGGUGAUCGGUAAGGUUUUAUUGUUAGACCCAACCCACAACUCUGUGAUGAUUGCACAAUCGAACGCGGCGCUGGUCCGAUUUAGCUAUAUUGCCAUUUUAGUCAUCGAAUCGAUCGAAUGCCGCAACUUGCAGCUCUGGCAUUUGUCAUAUUUGGUGGGAUCGGGAUGCAUGUUGCACCGAUUUGGUGUCGCAGCCGUGUUUUUGUGGCUGCUGUCAACUCAUGCGGCGCACAUUGUGCGGCAUCUCAACUCAACACUCGCACUUCUCCGUUGGCCAAGUGUCGAUCGAUUGAGCGAAAGUGACAGUCAGUUGCCAUGACACUGUUCAGCAAAGUUGAGGGUGCUUCGAUAUGGCAAAUGCAACUAACUCUGGUCGAUUGCUAACGAAGAAGCUGUGCUUGGCGAGCUGUCAGAAACAGUAAUUUCCGGAAUUUAGCCCCUUAUCGGGUUUUCGAGCCCAUGCUUAUCCACAGUCUAGAAAUUCGUUUGAAAUUCGGUAAUAAUGAAUAAUGGGAAAUGUGAUGAAAAUAUAUCACUGCACUGGAUAGCUAAUGAGUGCAUGAAAAGAAGACUGAUCUUUAAGUCGGAGUGGAUCGGCGAGUACUGGCGAUUACUGACCUAUAUGCUGCUUCAUUCCGAUUAUUGGCACCUCACUCUCAACAUUUGCCUACAGUGCUUUAUAGGUAUUUGCCUGGAAGUGGAGCAAGGUCACUGUCGCCUGGCCGUGGUCUAUAUCGUGGGUGGCGCCGCCGGUUCGUUGGCCAACGCCUGGCUGCAGCCCCAUCUCCUCCUGAUGGGGGCCUCCGCCGGGGUCUACGCCAUGCUGGGGAGUCAUGUGCCGCACCUGGUUCUGAACUUUUCGCAGUUGUCGCACCGCUUUGCCCGCAUCGCCGCCCUGUGCAUUUUGUACCUCAGCGAUGUGGGUUUCACAAUGCACCACUUUUGCCACAAUCACAAUCGCAAUCCGCGGAUCAGUCUGGAGGCCCAUAUUGGAGGGGGCGUGACCGGAAUUCUGUGCGGUUUUAUCGCCUACCGACGCGUCCGGCCGUCAACUCAAAGAGCCAUUUACCUGUAGUCUCAAAUAAGGUAACUAGUCUUAAAUUGUAUAGCUUUAGUUUUAAAAUAGUUUGUUAUAGUAAAUUAUGCAAUUAAGUCGAUUUCACAAGAGUGAAAUGUUUGUUUACUUAUUAUUAUAACAAGACAGAAUAUCAAAACGUAUAUAAAAUACGCAAAAUAAAUGCAUUUAGUGUUCUUAAAUAAAUUAUUUAAUAGUUUUUCAAAGAUAAGGUUUGCCAAUCUACUGAUCUUGUAAUUGAAUAUAUUUAUAAACUAAUUUAACUUGUUAUUAUUCUGACAAUCAAGCAAUCCUUAAUGGAAUAGUCAGCAAUUAUUCCGUUUAUAUUUUUUAUGGACAGUCCCUAUUGUUUGGUCACAAAAUCCGUUGUUAACUUAUUAUUAUUAUUUGUUGGUCAUGCAUACUUUCGGUGUUAUGAAUAAACAUUUAUUUUACACCUCAUAAAAGGGUGGGCAAUGUUUUAUUGCUGGUUUUUAUGUGCUGUUCACUCGCCACUGAAUUAAUUGACCUACACUUGUUAACUGAAUGGCGUCUCUAUUGAAUUAAUUGAUUACUCAUCAAGUGGUUUUGGCUAAUUAAUGUUUUUAGAGACAUAAAUUUGGAAUUUAAAGGCAGAGAUUUCAUAAAUAUUCUGUAGCAAAUUUCGAUGUGCAAUUAAAACGAAAACAAUUUGUGGAAUGUCUCCCCCAAACUUUGUGAUUGGCAUGUGAGUGUGCUAAUCAUUUCUUGCAAUUAGAUAUUUGAUAAUUAGUUUGAAACAAGGCUAAAACUCGAUAAAUAUUUAUAAACAUUUCACCAAUUUUAUCCCUGUUAGAUUUUCAUGUUUCAGGGCACAGAAAUAUGAAACUGAAGUUAGGUUCUUUACGAGUUU
Messenger RNA from Drosophila suzukii, 2162 nucleotides. The record is from RefSeq and is a predicted model, not a curated record. Lineage: Eukaryota; Metazoa; Arthropoda; Insecta; Diptera; Drosophilidae.